This is a messenger RNA of Arachis ipaensis, 786 nucleotides long. RefSeq lists its product as uncharacterized. The record is from RefSeq and is a predicted model, not a curated record. Lineage: Eukaryota; Viridiplantae; Streptophyta; Magnoliopsida; Fabales; Fabaceae.
AUGAACUUCAUAAAGAAGUGCUGGGAUAAAAUUGGCAAUGAAUUCACGGCAGCAUUAUUGAAUUUCUUCCAAUGUUCAAAGCUACCGUCAGAUGCUAAUGUUACGUGGGUGGCGCUAACCCCCAAGUUUACUGGUGCUAAGAAAAUCAAAGACCUGCGACCAAUUAGCAUGGUGGGGUGUGUGUAUAAGGUGAUCUCGAAGUUGCUGGUGAGGAGAAUGCGUAGAAUUAUGCCAGGGCUAGUAGGUGAGACACAUAGUGCUUUUGUCAAAGGUCGAAAGAUUCAUGAAGAGGCCCUUAUCGCGUGCGAAACUGUCGAGUGGAUGAUUGGAGAAGCUAUCAGGAUCGGUCGUAUAUCUCCGUUAUUGGUAGGGAGAGAUCAUAUAGAGUUGUUGCACCUUCAGUUUGCAGAUAAUACGAUGUUGUUCUGCCCACCUGAGGAAGAGACCAUCAAGAAUUACAGGAGGCUGCUUCGUUGCUUUGAGUUGAUGUCAGGCUUAAUGGGUACAACGUGUAGGGUGCUAGGCUGUAAGGAUGUCACUCUUCCAGUAAAAUAUCUAGGUGUCCCGCUUGGAGCUAACCUGAGGUUGGUUAAGACUUGGAAGCCAAUAAUAGACAAAGUGGAGGAAAAGCUCAGCCUUUGGAAGGCCAAGGCCCUUAAUAAAGCCGGCAAGUUGGUGCUUAUCAAAUCUGUGUUGAAUAGCCUUCCUGUUUAUUAUUUGAGCUUAUAUAAGAUGCCCAGGGCUAUUGCAGAGAAGUUAAUUUCCUUGCAGAGAAGAUUUCUUUGA